CAAUAUUAUUUCUUGUCCAAGGGGAAAAACAAAGAAAAGUUGGCUAACUUAAAUAUUUAUGUGAUCCGCAAGAAAGCUAGAAGCAUUAAAGGGAAGAGCGAGACCAGUCUUUCGUCCAAAUUCUUCGAUAUCAAAAUUGGCAAAAUUAUCAACAAACUAUGGGGUGGGUGUGGAAGAACGACGAUGAUGAUACUACCGGAGCUGAGUUCGGCCACUCUUCGAACCCUAGCGGCGACGGCGGCCGAUUCUCCACCCGGAAGGUCGUGCGAUCCCAGUGCCGAACGGAAGAAGUAGAGCCUGGGAAAUUCAUCCGCAAGUGCGAGAAAACUGAGGAGCUCUUCAAAGACUGCGCUGGAAGGCCCACAGAGAUAGUACAGUCUAACAAAGAAUACACCGAGGAAGAUGUCACUGACCAAAUGGUUAAAGGUUCAUUUUCCUUAGGGUCGGCUGAAAGUGAAUCCUUUAACUUUCCUGGUUUGCGUAGUGAUAUUGAAGCCAUUGAGCGUAGUUUAUUUGGUGGCAUUGACCAUUUUCUCCGAGCAGCUGAAGACAUGAAGAACGACUUUUUCAAUGCUAUCCGGGUCCCACACAUGUUUGAUGACAAGGCUUCAUCCACUGACAACGAGAUAGGGAUUCCAAUCGAGGUUUCUCCUCCAAGAGAAGCUUUUCCUGAGAAAAAAUCUGAUAGAGAUGAUGAUUUUUCUGGACUGGCCACGGAUGUUUGAAUACAGUAGCUCUUUGUGUUCUGCUAGAAAACAUAUAUUUUGACCGACUGUUGGAUCUGUUUUGCGAAUAAUAUAUCUGAAGACUGUCGUUAAAAGCAUGUGAUAAAUUUGUUUUUGUUGUUCAGUAAGCAGGGAAAUGCAGAUGGAGUGAGGAAAAAGAAAGAUUCAUUCUUGUUUUGCACAAAAAUUUUGAAGGUGUAGUCAAGAUUUUAGUAGAUUUUUCUUGACCUUCUUAAACUUGCAUUUUCUUAAAUGUUCAAUUGUUGAUACUUUUCUUAGAGAUGCAUUUUGGGUAGAGGUGUGUACACUUCUUGGAUUUUAUUAUAGGUUUUGUUGAACACAAAUUUUUUGGUGAGGCGAUCUAAUUAUUAGAGGUGAGUCGAUACGUCAUACCUUUAUAUUAAAA
This is a messenger RNA of Striga asiatica, 1131 nucleotides long. Lineage: Eukaryota; Viridiplantae; Streptophyta; Magnoliopsida; Lamiales; Orobanchaceae. The record is from the annotation of a GenBank genome assembly.